CUCCUUCUUCGGAAGUCUGUUGUGUUGUGCCCAGCCGAAUUGAAAUCCCUAUUCGCUCAUGCCUCGACAGUCGACCCUCAUCGUUUCCUCAUGGACUCCUACCUCCUGGAUCUUGCCGAAUCAGCUCUCUGAAAACACUCGCACUGUCGUCGGCACUUCCACCGUCGCCGCCGUCUUCGUCGUUACUCUCCAGCCUCCAUUGCAAGAACGACUCCAGUCUUCCUUCAACGAACCCAGAUACCCAAAUUUUGAUUCUUCUUCUGGCUUCUUCAAUUCCAUGCUUACUUCGUCUAUUCAAGAGAAGUGGGUGGUCUCUAUUCUACCGAUCGAUACCCAUGAACGACGAAGUGAAGAGGCAAGCCGCAACAUCGAGAUCAAAAUCAAGCAGCUCCACUUGGACAUAACUUAUGGCAUCCCAGUAAGAUCCUCUGUUUGUUGAUGCUUCCUCUGUUUGUUGUUGCAAUCAGUAAGUCGGGUUGUUGUUUGGAAUUAGAUGGGAAAAUAGGUUAGCUAGAUGUAUGUUUUAGGUGUUGAGAGCUGAUUCUCUCAAGUUGAAUGAUAGGUUGAUGAUUCCUGUAGUUGCUUCUGGUUUUAUAUGUGGAAAUGGGUUUGAUGCUGCAAUUGUUGCUCUGGCCAAAGUAAGGCCUCCAAUUUACAUGGGUUUCACUGCUAGUGAAUAGAGCUUUGAAAAUAGAAUUUCAUAUAGAUAGAGCUGCUUAUGGCAUUUUUAUCUUUGAAUUGGGCAUUUGAUUUUCUAGUGUUUGCCACAAUAUGCUUAGUGGUCAAACUACUUGAGAAAACAAAACAAAUUAUGGAUUUUGAG
Molecule: messenger RNA, 823 nt
Organism: Linum trigynum
Lineage: Eukaryota; Viridiplantae; Streptophyta; Magnoliopsida; Malpighiales; Linaceae
Source: the annotation of a GenBank genome assembly